GACUAAUGCUCCUAGGAUGCGCGUUAUCACAACAUCCCCGCGUCCACGUCGAUCCUCUACUCCCAAACACAGGACAGCCUGGCGCAAGGAUUUCGCAGCACAGCACAGCCUCUGGAGCGCAAACAUCCCACAACACCCGACAUGCGCUGAACACCCUCACGCCGGGUCUUUCGUUGGCCCCACCACAAUGCCUCACCAUCCUGAGCCCCGCUUCACAUGCACCAUCCCUUCGAUCCACGACGACACGACCCUGAACUGCCGUGUAUACCACCCGGACAUACUCUCGAGGCCGCGGUCAGGAGACUCGCAGGAGCGACAGCAAUGGCGGAAUAGGGGGAUUGUGAUAGCGCAUCCGUACGCGCCCAUGGGCGGCUCCUACGAUGACCGCGUGGUGGGGAUCGUGGUGGACGAGUUUCUGAAGCGAGGCUGGAUGGUAGGGACGUUCAAUUUCAGAGGCGCACAUGGCUCCAAAGGCCGCACGAGCUGGUCCGGCCGCCCCGAGCUCGACGACUACAUCUCCUUCGCCGCCUUCUUCAUGCACUACCUGUCCUACCUACACCCGCUCCCAGCGUCCGACGCCGUCUUCACCCCCGACCAGUCCCCAGUAUCCCAGAAGCAGAGCUCUGCCGACCUCUCGCGCUCGCCAACAGAGCAGAGUCCCGUACUAGUCCUAGCUGGAUACUCCUACGGCUCCCUCAUCCUCAAGCACCUCCCGCCCGUUCCGUCGAUUCUGCAGCCCUUCGCCAAUCCCGCCAGCGGCUCCGCAGCCGACGAGAUACUGCUGCGCGCGCACAAGCUCGCUGACGAAAGCAACCUCGAGUGGAUCAACGCCGCGCGGGACAACGAGCGGCAGAAGCGCAGCAGGGGGCAUGAGGGCAAGCUCUCAGUGACAGUGGGCGGCGAGGAGACGAGCCCCGAGAAGAGGAGGAGUAGUAGGGAAAUAAGGCGGAGUCUUGAUGGGAGGAGGAGUCUGGAUCUGAGCGGCAGGUUGCGGAGUUUGAGCCAUCGGCGGCGGAAGGAGGGACUGCCUCAGACACCGACUGAAAGUUCUACGGCGAGCUUGACCAUCACGGUGCCAGACGUGAAGUAUCUUCUGAUAUCGCCGCUCAUGCCGCCUGUAUCGACGCUUGCGGCGCCGGUGCUGGGGUAUAAGUUCUGGAAUAAGUCGCAUGGCGUUUGCCAGGAGGUUGUUGCGAAGCAUGUCUCCCUGGCGAUAUUUGGAGACCAUGACAUCUUCACGUCGGCGAAGAAAGUGCGGGAUUGGGCGGAGAGGCUGAAGAGCGAAUCUGGAUCCCGGUUCUCGAGUGUUGAGAUCGCCGGGGCGGGACAUUUCUGGCACGAGCAUGGGGCUGAAGAGAAGCUGAGGACGGCUUUGAGAGAGUGGGAGGCUCAGGUACGAUGACGAGCGUCUAUGUUUGUGUCCCUCCUUUCUUGGUGUGUUGUAUACCCCUUUUUGCAGAUGUGGCGCUAUAGAGCAAUGCCUGGUUGAUACAUUUGACCGUGAUAGAGAUUCCCAGGUCACAGAUCGCAUACGGCUCAUUCUUUCCAUUCGAGGAAGUCCUUGAAGGCAGUUCUAAGUCAUCCUAAGCUUAUCUUAAGCUAGCAGUUUAAGAUCAGCACAUUAUAGCUGUGCAGUAAUUCGAAAGACGUAAUGAAACGAGGGGCUACCUUGAAAGAAU
This is a messenger RNA of Trematosphaeria pertusa, 1679 nucleotides long. RefSeq lists its product as uncharacterized. The record is from RefSeq and is a predicted model, not a curated record. NCBI's taxonomy places the organism in Eukaryota, Fungi, Ascomycota, Dothideomycetes, Pleosporales, Trematosphaeriaceae. The transcript is spliced from 2 exons. Bases 188 to 1402 code for a protein of 404 amino acids.